GUCUUGCCCAAUCCUCCCCUGUCCCUUGCCCGUCACAGCCAUGCCCAGCCCAGCCUCUCUGUCCAGGCAGCAUAUAUGAGCAGCAGCCAGUCUUGUAUGGAGGUCAGACAUCUUUCUGCACUGAAACAGAGUAAUCACAGCUGUACAGAAUCCCAUUGAUGUUAUUUAGGAUUUAAGAGAAGUAAGAAAGAACAAGACAACAGAUCUGGUGCUACAGAAAACCGACCAAACCCAAUCAGAGAUGGAGCUUCUGACAACCGCCCUCGUCAUCGUUCUUCUGUCUACAACAGCCUCCGCUAAGCCGAUUGGUUCGCAUCGGCAUCAGGACGCUGACAUCGCUGACAAUGACUUGAUACAGGGACGGCUGGAAGGGAAUAACAGGUGGUCUCGGGGGUCUAGUGACUCUUCUAGCUCCUCGGAGUCCUCGGAGGAAGUCAAGGAUCUGACCACUACAGUCGUGACCACCACUGCCAUGACAACCAUUACUACAGUGAAAGGGAGCACGGCCACCCCUGGGCCAGACACGAUGAGUACAGACGAGCCAACUGUGACAAGAACAACGCCCUCACUAGCAACACCGACCACACCUGUUGUUGCUACGUCAACUGGCGAUGUGACCGUUUGUGUUACCGUGGAUAUUCCAACACCAGCUCCCGUCACAGAAAACAGAGGAGACAACUAAACAACUGUCAUUCCUGUUAACCGACUGCAAACAACAACUAACCACAUGCCUAUUUAAAAUGUGUAGUUUUCUGAGUGUAGUUGUGAAAUUUAAACCUUUAAAAAUUCAUAAACAAAAAGGGAAACAUGCAAGUACUUAAUGAGGCCAGUUUGAAAUUAGAAGAUCAUCUAGACCAGUGUUCCUUAAACUUUUUCAGACCAAGGACCACUUACUCAAUACAAAAAAAUUCCAGGAUCACCUAACUGCCAAAGUAUCCCCAAAAACAAUAGGCCAGAUGAAAUGUCAGUUUUGCUCACCGAUUGCCUUUGUUGCUAUCUUAAUGAGGAAGAAUGAUGCUGCGUAUGCUGAGACAUCACAGAAGCAAUGUCUAUCUUUAGCCAUCAAUCCAUCUUGUUAGUUGACAAUAACCGUGAACUUCACCCCUCCGUAUUUGCUUUAAAUGUCACGCUGAUAAUUUGUGAUGUAAAUUGGAGGCAGUGUCGCAAAAUUGUUGGCUGCAUUGCUGAAGUCCGACAACACAGGAAAAUAGCCAAUUUGACAAAUGAGUUUAUUUAAUAUUGGAAAAAAAACACAUCUAUGCUCCUCACUAUUAAGGCGUCUACACAUGAUAAGCGAUUUGCUCUCUGCACACCGCUAGGUAGGGCGUAGAGCAAAGCGCAGAGAGCAAAGUGGCAACUAGGUCAAAAGUUGAAAUAAUUUGAACUUUGAGCGCAGCGCAAAGUGGCAAAUCCGAGCUCUCCCCACAGGAAAUUAAUGGAACGUCCGGCGCAAAGCGGUUUUGCCACCUAUCAUGUGUAGGCAGCUUUAGGCUUCAGAGCUGCUGGCAGACAGUUUGAAAAACAUUUAUUUGAAUUUUAUUAAGAACGUGGUAUUUUGCCAAAUCUACUCGCGGACGACUCUUUGAGAAAUACUAACAAUAUCACUAACUGCCUUAAGAUACACGUCCUUUAAUUACCACUAGAUGCUUUUUUUUUACAUGUAUUAUUAAGAUUACAUUGAUUGUUUUUUUCAUAUUGACCUGCAGCGUUUUAGCCAUCAAAUAGUGAUGCUACAGAGCAACUUUCACACAGACCAGACCACAUAUAUGUUGAAGCCUCUGAACACACACACAGGUGAUUUCAGUUAGCCUGGCUGAUUACACCUCUGCUCAGCUUGAAGGUGCAGAGCUUUCAUGGGAAUUAAUUAGGUGACACAUUUUCCCUGCCCUAACAGGAGCAUCAAAGCUAACAGGAGACUCAGGAAGAUAUCAAUCAAUGAAACAGUACACACACCCACACAGUCCUGGGAAGAGGUCUAAUCAGCCAGAUUACCUGGAAACAUGUGUGUGGGUGUUCAGAGCCUUAAAUAUAUGGUAACAUUAUGUACGCAAAUCUGUGGCUCAGUUAUGUAUACCUAAGUAUUAACUGAUCAGGAAAGUACAAGCAAGAUACUUCGCAAGAUUUCUGCACAAGCUUGUUAAAACAGGUACAUAUUUAUAUUACAGUGGAAUAAAAAGUCACCCUUCUGUAUGUAUAAGCAUCCAGAGUAUUUAUCCCACAGCAGUGGGAUGAUAGACUGUGUGGAGGGUGCGUCUUGUUUGUCUCAUUCAGCAAGCCUUACAAGACAAACUGAGCUAUUGCCCACAAGGGUUGGUGUAAUUAUGGGUUGUGAAUUCAUAUUUUCCAAAAUAAAAUAUGGCUUUGAAGGCUCA
Messenger RNA from Sander lucioperca (pikeperch), 2372 nucleotides. RefSeq names its product mucin-2-like. The coding region runs from base 242 to 682 and encodes 146 amino acids. The transcript has 4 exons. NCBI's taxonomy places the organism in Eukaryota, Metazoa, Chordata, Actinopteri, Perciformes, Percidae. The record is from RefSeq and is a predicted model, not a curated record.